Messenger RNA from Hypoxylon trugodes, 1379 nucleotides. RefSeq lists its product as uncharacterized. NCBI's taxonomy places the organism in Eukaryota, Fungi, Ascomycota, Sordariomycetes, Xylariales, Hypoxylaceae. The transcript has 3 exons. The coding region runs from base 1 to 1056 and encodes 351 amino acids. The record is from RefSeq and is a predicted model, not a curated record.
AUGGGUGCAAGUUCAUCCAUACCAACGGACCCGAACCAAAGGGUGCAAGUUAUCGCAGCGGGGUAUGGGCGCACAGGCACCGUCUCCACGGCAUUGGCCUUGGAAAGAUUACUCAAGGGCCCAGUUCUUCACGGCGGCAGCCAGCUUCUAGUUCGAGACGAUAAAUACUGUAAAUUAUGGCUUGACGCAUAUAAAGCCAAGGAUGCGGGGGACAAGAAGAAGACUCUGAAGCUAGUCAAAGAAGCUACCGCCGGCUUCGUAGCAACCGCGGAUGUUCCGCCGGUCGAUUUUAUCCCCGAAUUGAUGGAAUUGUAUCCGGAGGCGAAAGUCGUGCUAGUCCGCCGAGAUCCGGAGAAAUGGUGGAAAAGCGUGGUAGCUCUUACAUCUAAGGCCACACCUUGGUGGCUCGAUGUCGCUAUGGCUCCCAUCCCGGGAUGGAGAUAUAUCCCAGCUUUUAUGAGAAGAUUUAGCAAAUCUUUCCUGGGACUUGCAGGCGUGUCCGACGAUAAAGCUAGUCCGGCCGAGUUAAUUGAACGAGGAGGCCCUUUUCUCCUUGUGGCUCAUAAUAGGAGAGUCCGGUCAGUUGUUCCGAAGCGCCAAUUGCUAGAAAUGGAGCUACGCGAAGGAUGGAAACCUUUGUGUCAAUUCUUGGGUGUACGUGUUCCCAAAGACCCAUUCCCAAGAGCGAACGACGCCAAGGCAGUCGAUGAGCAUGCGGCGAGAAUAUUUACGCGAGUCUUACAAGUCUGGGUCGGUAUUUUCUCCACGACAGCCGUUGUCGUUUACACGGGAUGGUGGUUAUGGAGGAAUAAACAGCAGUCCUUAAUCAGAGCUUGGAAAUCACUUAAGACGAUGGACGUAAGGAAGGCAUUUGGUAAUGUCUGGAAGUCAAUUCGGUUAAUUGAUCUCAGGAAAUCUUUUGGUCGUGUUUGGAAUUUCUUCAAACCGGCAAACAUCAAAAAGUCGCUAGGUGCUGUUCCGAAAGCCGUAUGGCCGGAAUCGAAGAAACCCGUUGUAGAGCAUUCUACUGGCUAUUCUAGCAUAUGGUUGGAGUAGAUAAAAGCAAAAGGGGGCCAUGAUAGAGGCAAUUAAAAAUCAUAUAAAGGCGGUUAUCAUGGUAACAGAUCUAGAUGGCCAUUAUAUAGGCAUCUUCCAAGAUAGAAUACAUUUACGUAGUAGGUAGCUACAGCUGCACGCGGGGAUAUCAAUACAUACAUGACUAGAAUUGGUUACUGCGGUGAGAUAGGCUAUGAGCGGUAUUGGAUUGUAAUCAUUUCUUGAGUUCAAUUCCUAGGCAUCGACGUUAUUUGUAGUUGCAUCAAAUCUGUGAAUGAACAUAUUUAUCAGAUCGAACGUUGCGUGAGUCAUCCGAGGAUCCC